AUGAACGUCCAGGAUAGUGUGAAACAACACCUCCCGUCGGAGCAGGGAGAUGGGACGGGUAUAAAUCAACCGAGCCCUGCGGAGCAAGAGGAGAAGCAAUCCUAUAAAGCCUGGGCCCAAAAUGCAUACAACUCGCAAUACGAAUCCUGGAUGCCAUGGAUAGAAGAUCAAUAUCUGCGGUGGUUCGGGAAGGGCGAUAAUAAAGCUUCCUACGCGACUAAGGAUUCACUAUCCAAGACGAAAGUCACCGGCAUCGAUCAAGUCGACCAGGUUCAAGAUGAUACGUCGAAUCUGGUUGGAAACCAGAUUGGGGAUAAGGGUCUUUUGAGCCCGGUUGGUCAGUUUGUUUCGAAGGAGGGGAUUAAUCGGACUGAACGGGGUGGGAAGGAUGAGAGGGGGGAGUUUUUGGGUGGUCAGGGAACGCAGACUGGGGGUAAUGGGGGUGGCUUGAUUGGGUCGAUUGGGAGUGGUGUUUCUGGCGGUGUUGAGGGUGUGAAGGGGGUUCUUGGUGGUGGUGGGAAGUAG
Molecule: messenger RNA, 525 nt
Organism: Penicillium waksmanii
Lineage: Eukaryota; Fungi; Ascomycota; Eurotiomycetes; Eurotiales; Aspergillaceae
Exons: 2
Coding region: 1-525 (174 amino acids)
Source: RefSeq, a predicted model, not a curated record